Spinacia oleracea (spinach) is the source of this 2369-nucleotide messenger RNA. RefSeq names its product heparanase-like protein 3. Gene Ontology annotation, cellular component: membrane; plant-type cell wall. The record is from RefSeq and is a predicted model, not a curated record. Bases 680 to 2281 code for a protein of 533 amino acids. The transcript has 9 exons. Lineage: Eukaryota; Viridiplantae; Streptophyta; Magnoliopsida; Caryophyllales; Amaranthaceae. Gene Ontology annotation, molecular function: beta-glucuronidase activity.
UGGGGGAAAGAAAAAAAUUCAUUUACCUUUCUCAUUAUAAACACCAUCAUAUCCUUUUAAAUUUGGAGAGAUUUGAAGUGAAAAUGGAGAUCCACUUUUCCCCUCCCUUUCUUUCCUUUCCCCUUGUUUUCCCUUCUAUCUCGCGUUUUGCUCCAUCUUCUACUCAAUUAAGCCGAUACCAACGAUAUCCAAAUUCCAAACUAAGUGUAAACAUGAUUAGGUAGUCGAAAUUGUGGUUCGAGGUAUGAGUUUAGGAAUCGAAAUUUUCUUAUACAAACACAUAAUAUACAAGUUUUGUUCAUACAUCAAAUUGAAGAAACCAUUUACUCUUACCCAUUAUUUGAUUGUGGAUUAUGCCCACCAAAAAUUAACAAAAAAAAAAAAGUGUUUCCUACCAACCAAAAUGGGCCCCUUAAUCCUAAAGCUCAUGCAUGCAAUAUGUAUGGGGGUGAGCCACCCUUUUGACUCUUUAAGAGUUUUACGUCUUAGAAAAUUCUAAAGUGGGAAAAUUAAGAGAAGGAUCCAUUCUUUUACUUAUUGACCUCUUUGUAUUUUCUUUCCACUUAUAUAAAGUAACCACCACUCCCUUCAUUAUUCUCGUCAACUUUCUUCUUCCUUUUUCCCGGCCAUCGUAAAUAAAAUCAUAGACGUGAAAAUAAGAGGUGGAAUUUGGUGCAAAAUGGUGACCUCCAUCGUUUCUCUUGUUGUGUUAGCUUGCAUCUUGUACUUGAUCAUCAACCAUUCAGUGGAAUCUCCGAAGCAUAAGACGGUGGGUGUUUACUUUAACACGACGGCGCCGGAGAUUGCUCGGACAGAUGAUGACUAUAUUUGCGCUACACUAGAUUGGUGGCCUUCUGAUAAGUGUGACUAUGGUUCUUGUAGCUGGGGUGAAGCCUCUCUUCUCAAUUUGGAUCUGAACAACACAAUUCUGUCAAACGCUGUAAAAGCAUUUUCACCCCUGAAAAUCAGAAUGGGUGGAACAUUACAGGAUAAGCUAAUCUAUCAAACAAAUUACCAACAAACUUGUAACCCAUUUGUCAAGAAUAUCUCUCAACUUCUUAGUUUCUCAGAAGGCUGUCUUCCCAUGGCGCGAUGGGAUGACCUCAACAAGUUCUUCACAGAUACAGGGGCUGUUGUUACAUUCGGGUUGAAUGCGCUUACAGGAAGAACUAUACACCCAGAUGGGUCAGCAGAAGGAGCUUGGGAUCCUAGCAACGCCGAAUCACUUUUGAGGUACACAGUCAACAAGAGAUACACUAUCUACGGAUGGGAACUUGGAAAUGAACUGAGUGGAAAUGGAAUUGGUGCGAGGGUAACAGCUCAGCAGUAUGCUUCAGAUGUACAAACCCUGCAACAUUUGAUUGAAAAGGUGUAUGUAGGCUCUGAGACAAAGCCUAUACUGCUUGGCCCUGGAGGAUUUUUUGAUGCUGCGUGGUUCGCUGAGUUUAUUGGAAAAACAACCAAGUCUCUCCAAGCUAUCACCCACCAUGUCUAUAAUCUUGGUGCAGGUGACGACAACGGCCUUGUGGGUAGGAUAUUAGAUCCAUCCCUCCUUAACAGGGAAGCAAGUGUAUUCAGAAACAUCCAACAGGACAUAAGGAAUUCAGGGACUUCAGCUGCUGCUUGGGUUGGUGAAGCAGGUGGUGCUUUUAACAGUGGUCGCAAUCAUGUGACAAAUGCUUUUGUCAUGAGCUUCUGGUACUUAGAUCAGCUAGGAAUGGCAGCAACCUAUGAUACCAAAACUUAUUGCAGACAAACUUUGAUUGGAGGAAACUAUGGGCUUCUUGAUAAAUCCAGUUUUGUGCCAAAUCCUGAUUAUUACAGUGCUCUUCUUUGGCACCGUUUGAUGGGAAAACAAGUUCUCUCCACAACCGUUUCUGGGACGAGUAAUUUACGAGCUUACACUCAUUGCUCGAAGCAAUCUCAAGGCAUCACAUUGCUCUUAAUCAACCUCGAAGCUGAGGUGACCUUUAGAGUCAACAUAUCUACAGAAACAGGCAGCAUUUUAGCACAAAGCAGCGGUUCAUUUGCUAGGAAAUCCAAGUUUGAAAAAAUGCCAAUAAUCAUGAAUACAAGAGAAGAAUACCACCUGACGGCCCCUGGUAGAGAUUUGAGCAGCAAAAAAGUGCUUCUAAAUGGGAGAGUUUUGUCUGUCGAUUCCUCCGGAAGCAUUCCAUUACUGAAACCUGCAAUUGUACAUUUAAAUGAUCCAAUAACUGUUGCGCCAUUCUCGGCUGCAUUUGUACAUAUACCGAGCAUUGUUUCACAUGCUUGUAAAUAGAAACAGAUACAUAUCACAAUAGAUUCAAAUAGAAAGAUAGAGCACAAAUGUAAAAAGUAUCAUAGUGAAGCUUCAUUAUUCGUAGCCA